Messenger RNA from Perkinsus marinus ATCC 50983, 612 nucleotides. RefSeq lists its product as hypothetical. The record is from RefSeq and is a predicted model, not a curated record. NCBI's taxonomy places the organism in Eukaryota, Perkinsozoa, Perkinsida, Perkinsidae. The transcript is spliced from 6 exons. The coding region runs from base 1 to 612 and encodes 203 amino acids.
AUGACUACUGACGAAUUACGAAGUAAAGAGAACCAUUCCACCAGGGAGAAGCAGACGUUUCAGCUGAGCAGAGCUAUUUUCACUACCAUCUACUUCUCACUCUUGUUGACCCUAUCUGCCUGGGCGAUCGCUAUAUGGUUUGUAUCUACAUCACAAGUUGAUGCCUCGCUAUUAUCCCGUCUUACAGGCCAACAGCUAACAGAUCUGGCUCAAAAGAACGGCGUCAAUCUGGUCAUUCCAGCAAACCCUAUUGGGGUAGUAUCAGAUCUCACAAAUAAGGAGAUACACCGUGAGUUGAUAUCCUACGGCACCCCCAUCGAUACCUUGAACAUCUCCAAAAGUGUUCAGAUGUUCAUACCAUCAGCUGUUACGCUGUACGAAGUGGGUGCAUGUUCCUCUACCCCAGCUGCUCCUACUUGUACUACCCCCCAACUCGAUGCUAUCACUUGCCCUGGUGCUAACGAGGAAGGGAGGUUCCCUGCCAGAGGGGUGGCAGGUCAUGUAAAUGAGGAGGUGGACGCUGAUCGUACCAUACUAGACCCACCUGCCUCCCCUACAGCUAGUGAUGGCUGUGUACCUCACUCUAACAGAGCCUACCAUCACUUGCCUUAG